This is a messenger RNA of Papilio machaon (common yellow swallowtail), 646 nucleotides long. Its product is annotated as protein C1orf194. The transcript has 3 exons. The record is from RefSeq and is a predicted model, not a curated record. Lineage: Eukaryota; Metazoa; Arthropoda; Insecta; Lepidoptera; Papilionidae. Bases 132 to 623 code for a protein of 163 amino acids.
UUUAUAGUUUGUAGUCAAAAUGACUUAAAAUAUGACAAAUUUUUGUAAACUAUAAAUUGAGUUGUAGAUAAUCCUAUUUAUCAGUAUAAAAAACAAAAUCGAGUAAAUUAAUGGUAAUUUAGGUUUUCAACAUGGCUGGGAUAAAGCAAGUCAGAAACAGAAAGCUACUUCCAGACUUGCGAAAAGAGGGGCAUCUUUCUAAGGAUAUAGUAUUGUCUACCACCGAGAAACAUGGAGUACCAGCAGGCUCAAGGCUUUUUUCACACCACACAUUAGCUAGUGUUAGGAAAUUAAGUUUUUAUCACCCGUUCUCAAUUCCAGAAGACAGUUUGGACAUAAUCCUAGCUGCAACAUAUGACCACUCCUAUGAACAUUUCGCCGAUAAAGAAGAUUUGUACUUGCAACCCGAGACCCGUGGUUGCGAGACUUGGAGGCGCCUCAGAAAUACUGUCGGCAAGCCACCUAAGCCCAAGAUACCUUUAGGCCAUCCCAUGAAGCGCGGCGGCAUCACUGAAAGGAAAUCACCGUUUAGCGUAAAACUAAUGAACUCCGGCGUCCAUUCGUCGCAGACUAAUCCUGGUUAUAGUAGACAACCUGCCGGAGGAGCAAUUUUCUUCUACUAACUUGUGUUUGGUUAUAAUUUUGU